UCGGGUUAUCCACUGUUUUUAGUUCAAUUUAUGUUCCUGUACAUAAGUAGACAUAUAUUAUGUAAAGAUUUCUCCCUGCAAUUUUUAGAAUGUGAUGACGGAACAUUUGGGAAAUUCUGCAGUAACAUAUGUGGUCAUUGUCAAGAGGGUGACAAAUGUGACAAAGAGACGGGGGCGUGUCCUUAUGGAUGUCAACCAGGGUACGAAGGAAUCUACUGCAACCAAACAUGCCAAACUGUAUACUAUGGACCCCAUUGCGACAAAAUAUGCAACAGCUCUUGUCUAAAGCAAAGGUUUUACUCUGAUAAAGAAGACUGUUUACAGGAAUAUGGCAAACCAUUGGAAAAAGAGGACUGUGGAAACACAAAAAUAUUUGUUGGUUUUGGUGUGUCGGUAGUCCUAUCAGCUGUGAUACAUGUAGUAGCACUCGUCAUAGCAUACAAAAGAAACUUGUACAGACACUGUGGCAAGAAGGAUCAAACGUCUACCUCAGUGUCACGGAAAUCAAAUAAACAAGUCAUCAGCCCAAACAACGAACUUGCUCUCAAUGAUAACAUUCAAGACUCCAAAGGUUCAGUGGAGCCAUCUCCACAAACGUCUGGAUUUUACAUGAAACUGACGGAAUCACAAUACAACACCACCACUGAAAAUGUUUAUGAACAAGUUUGAAAAUGUAUAUUUAAUUGUUCUUUCAAUGUCAUGUCACCCAAUGUUUUUUGUUUCUGUUAAGGCAGAUUCUAAUUCUUUGUAGACUGCGAUUUGUUUUCUUUACUGAUUAUGUAAAUCAACUGAAUUAAUUUAAUUUGAGGCUUAUCUGUAUACGUGUAUAAUGGAGAAAUUAAUUACAACUAGCAUACUAUUAAUUGGAGCUACUUGAAUUAAACUUCACAUAUUAAACACUAAACAAAGCAUCUAUAACAGCUUUAAACAUUAGAAUAAUGCGUUUAUUCUUUAUUUUAUAGCUAGCAACGUCAUGAUUUAGAUUGCGUAGAUUUCGCUCUAGUCGUACAUGUGUUAAUUGCAAUCAAUUUCUGUAAAAAAAAAAAGAAGGGUAAAAUUACCUAAUAGAUGUAAAUUUAUCAAAACAAUGUCCCCUCUUUCGUCUUGGAAAACAGUGAUCCUUUAAACCAUUUGAUAUUAUGAAUCGUAGGCUAAACUUUAUACUGAAUCACAAAAAGUGAGCAAUCUCACAUACCCCAAGCUCCCACGUUCUUUUUGAAAACACUAGUCAU
Magallana angulata is the source of this 1232-nucleotide messenger RNA. RefSeq names its product platelet endothelial aggregation receptor 1-like. Lineage: Eukaryota; Metazoa; Mollusca; Bivalvia; Ostreida; Ostreidae. The record is from RefSeq and is a predicted model, not a curated record. The transcript has 5 exons. The coding region runs from base 31 to 669 and encodes 212 amino acids.